CGCUGCUGCCCCCUUUCGUGCUGAGGUUGUGCAUAUUGAACCAAAUUUUAGUAAAUGAUAAUGGAUGUGUGAUUUACUGAGCCUCGCCGGACUGACGUCUGUAGCGGGAUUAUGUGUUGAGAAGAGAAACCUGAAUACUAUGUGGCACAACGGAGAGGAAAUCCGGGAUUUUUAUAAUCAGUGCUCGGGUUGACGUGUCGCUGUUUGGACACUGCCAGCAUCGCUCUUCACUUGAGGAGAUCCAAAAAACUUGGAAUUCUCGGUGGUGGCAACUCUGACGAUGACGGGGGAAGUGGACAAGACCCAUCAGGUGGUGUAUCGUCAGGUUCUGCCUGUUUUGGUCUGUCUGGGAAUCCUUGCUAAUGGUCUCUGUAUCGUCGUCCUCAGCAGACCUCGCCUCAGGUCAGCUUGGGUCAUCAGGUACUUCAUGGUCCUGGCAGUGUCGGACCUGCUGGUGUGUGUCUUUUACAUUCCAAUCAUCACCACCAUCAAUGGCUGCGUCUUCUCCUCGUACAAUGAGGCUCGUUACUUCGCUCACUUCGGAUGGUCUCUGGUCACUUUCAGUCAAUCUGUUGGCACCUACGUCAUCGUGUGGCUGGCAAUGGAUCGCUUCAUGGCCGUAUGGACGCCUCGUCUCUAUCCUAGGAUCCAAAAGAUGCCAAAAUUUAUGUGGAUCAGAAUUGUGGUGACUGUUGUUCUGUGCUUCCUGAUCCACCUGGAAUAUAUGGUACAUGUAAAGAUCUCUUGCGUAAAUGAUAUUGAUGUUAUUUGGACUAAUGAGACAUGCCCUUCUCAUAACAACACUCUCAGCAACGACGUGAACUGCUUGAACAAUACCUGGGUCGUCACUGAUGCAUACCAUUACAUGUACAAAAAGAAUUGGCACGAAAUUGUUCGAAUAUUUUACGCCUUGAUGGUGAGGUGGCUGCCGUGUAGUCUGAUGCUGGUGUUCAAUGCCAGCCUGGUGGUCGGAGUUGUGAAGCAACGUAUCAGAUUUCCUGCCACAAAGAAAAGGAGAAGUGGGGAGAAAGCUCUCGCUAUCAUCACCAUCGCCAUGACUGCCUCCUACAUUAUCCUAACCCUUCCCAUCACCAUCUACCUCACUUACUAUGCUGAACUGCUCCCCAACCGCUGCCAUUGUGAUUAUCCCUAUGAGCUCUUCCGUCACAUUGGCAACACACUUCAGCUCCUGGAACAUGUCCUUCACAUACUGUUCUUGGUGACCUUGAACCACAAAUUCAGGAGGGAACUCAAGAUACUUCUGCAUUUGGAAGUGAGAACAAAAGAAGGUGAUUACAGUACGAGGGAUGAAGGCGGAGCGGAGAUUGGUAGCAAUCUUGGAUGAUCUCUUUGUGGUGGCGACGCGAGUCUGCGACCUUAACUUUACUCAAGGAGCCAAUACACAGUAUUGAAUACUCCAAGUUUCCAAAUGGCAGUCUUAUGCAUCUGACUCCCUGUCACAGAGAAGGUCAUUGUCCUUUUGCAUUUUUUGUUUAGAAGUGAAUAUAUGAAAAUCAAAGUUUCCCUCCCUCACUGCAAAUAUUUUGCUAAGGACGCUAACUAUAUUUUAAUCUGUGGGUGAGUGGUGUGAAGCGUGUAUUGUGUAUGCUUGUGGAACCUAUCAUAGACAAUAUUUUACCUCGAUUUGUCACAGCAAUGUUUAAAUUUUUUGUUGGGUGGAGGAGGAGUGUUCUGAGUCUCAUCUUGCUCUCUGAAUACUUGGACUUACUGAUUGAGAGAAUUUUGACAACUGUGGUACAGUAAGGGGAACUCUUAAGUUCCUUAUUGUUCUUGGUAUACUCAGUGGUUUAAAAAUUAAAAACAGUGAUUGAAAAACUUCUGGUGCCCUGGAAUGAAUGCCAUGCUGGGAAAGGUUUGUGUACGUACAUAGUCUCCUAUUUCUUUGACCCACUAAUAAGGUGAUGAAGCUAAUGAUUGAUAUGUGUGAAGAAUAUGGAAAUUAAGUUAAUCUACUUAUUAUUCCAAUAAAAUGUGUCUUGUUAUAGUCAGGCGACAAUGAAGAACAAUCUUGGAAUUUCUAGGCAGAACCACCAUUAAAUAUUAAAAUACUAUACUUAAGUUC
Molecule: messenger RNA, 2083 nt
Organism: Procambarus clarkii (red swamp crayfish)
Lineage: Eukaryota; Metazoa; Arthropoda; Malacostraca; Decapoda; Cambaridae
Product: probable G-protein coupled receptor B0563.6
Biological process (GO): G protein-coupled receptor signaling pathway
Cellular component (GO): membrane
Molecular function (GO): G protein-coupled peptide receptor activity
Source: RefSeq, a predicted model, not a curated record